This is a messenger RNA of Prorocentrum cordatum, 762 nucleotides long. The record is from the annotation of a GenBank genome assembly. Lineage: Eukaryota; Dinophyceae; Prorocentrales; Prorocentraceae.
AUGGGCUACGAUGAUGGGUACACGGCCGCAGCCGUUUCGGCCCAGGAGGAACCGGCGCGAGCGUGGCCAACACGAGCAUCGCCCAUCGGCAAUGACUUCGCCACCCAGCCGGCAGCCAAGCUGCUGCUGCUGCUGGGGCACCUCGUUGGCGGCGCGGUUGGCUUGCAGUCGGGCCGACGACGAGAGGUUGCGUGCAGCCGCAGCGUGAACCUCGAGCUGUGGCUCGAGGCCGAGACCUUCGGACAGGAUGCCGACGACGACCUGGCGAAGUGCACGCAGGUGGUCAAGGCGUAUUUGCGGGUUGCCGAGCGGGAACACAUCAACGUCCUGGAGGCGUGGGCUGUCCUCCACAGCAUCAACUGGCGCGCCAGGCGGAGCGGAUUCUGCAGAAGCCAGUUCUUGCACUUCGUCGACUCCCAGGUGGUCGCGGCGGCGGUCACACAGGGAAGGACGAGCAGCCAGAGACUCAAGCGAGUCAUCCGCAAAAUCAACGCUUGCGCGCUGGCCUCCCACCUGUACCUGAUUGUCGGCUUCUGCACGUCGGAGGACAACCCCUCCGACGACCCCUCGAGAUGGAGCGAGGGCAAGGUGCACAACCGGGUCGCGGGCGGUGUGGUCCAGUGUUUCGUGCACGGCAAUGGGGACACCAUGAAAACGUGGUGGCCGAAGCUGUUCCCGGGGAUGAACAAGACCGAGGACCUGACUACGGCAAGGCAUUCAAGGUGUGAAGCUCGGGCGGGUCCUGCCGCAUGGCAAUUGUGA